AUGGCAACCAGACACCACCACACCACCAGCGGCGGCAUCGGCAACCGGCGAGCGGCCCGCAACGCGGCUUUUCAGGAGAAGAUGCGCCAGAUGCGCCUCCCCCUGGCUCCCCUCGUCCAAAUGUCGACGGGCGCCGUCCACCCGGCCUUCCCCACGACGCUGCUCAACUUUUGGCUCCUCACCGAGGACCAGCUCGACGACCUGGCGCGCUUCUACCACCAGCGCAGCCCCUCGCCCUGGUCUGGACAGUACCCCUGCCCCAUCACCUGGCAGUCGGGUCUCACGCUCGAAGAGAAGCGCAGGAAGAUUGGCAAGUUUAUCGGUCUUAGAGGCUGUGAGACUCCCAUUCGGAUACGUAUCAAGACCGAGGAGCAGAUCAUGGAGGAGGCGCGGCAGGCGAGAUUAGCCGAGGAUGAGGAGGCUCUGAGAAGAAAGAUGCCGUGGUACUCGUGA
Molecule: messenger RNA, 453 nt
Organism: Colletotrichum acutatum
Lineage: Eukaryota; Fungi; Ascomycota; Sordariomycetes; Glomerellales; Glomerellaceae
Exons: 2
Coding region: 1-453 (150 amino acids)
Source: RefSeq, a predicted model, not a curated record